AUGCGGUCUUCUCAAGUCAAUUUCGCUCUCAUAUUCACCGCUUUCAUUCGACACGCCGCCGGAGCUGCUGUAGCGUCGAGUGCACCUAUCGUGGCCCUUCAGUAUGGCUCGUUCCAAGGGGUUACUACGGGCAAUGUCGCGUCAUUCCUAGGCAUGCCAUAUGCACAGGCACCUGUAGGUGAUCUACGAUUCGCGCCGCCUCAGCCACCACAAGCAUUCGAGGGCCUAUACAAUGCGACAGCUUAUGGAGCAGCCUGUUUUCAGCAAGCGAACACCGCCCCAGCGAUCGACUCAACGCUCCCGUUCAACCUUUCCAGCGGGUCGACACUGACCAACCAAUCCGAAAACUGUCUAUUCGUCAAUGUCCUCAAGCCAGCAAGUGCAGUACCAGGCGACGAUAUUCCCGUGUUAUUCUGGAUAUAUGGCGGUGGUUUCGAACAAGGUGACUCUUCGGGCAACCCCGGCAACGAAAUUGUCGAGCGCUCGCUUGUCCUCAAUGAACCUAUUAUCUUCGUCUCCGUCAACUAUCGGCUCAAUGCGUUUGGAUUCCUGGCCAGCGAGGAAGUCGCCCAGGCCGGACUGACGAACAUCGGGCUACGCGAUCAACGCUUUGGGAUGCAAUGGGUGAACCAGUACAUCUCCGCGUUUGGUGGCGACCCCAGCAAGGUCACAAUAUGGGGCGAAAGUGCCGGUGCUUUUUCGGUUGGCUUUCAACUUGUCCUCGACAACGGCGAUCCACAGGGACUCUUCCGUGCAGCAGUGAUGGAAAGUGGUUCACCCUAUGCCCUACGUAAUGUCUCCGCGGGCCAGCCGUAUUAUGACCUCCUGGUCGACUAUACGGGAUGCACGGGCCAGUCGGACACCCUCGCGUGUCUGCGUGAGGCGCCUGCAGAGCAGAUCCUGGCUGCCGUCAAUAUGACUCCAAACAGCCGCGACUACACCGAACACAACCUCGCUUGGCAGCCUCGUCUCGAUGGAGAUCUUUUCAUUCAGAAUCCUCAGCGGUCCGUGUUGAUGGGGCAAUAUGCGAAGGUCCCCAUCAUCUCGGGCGACUGCGAUGACGAGGGUACAUUGUUUUCGUUGGGAAACAUCAACGUCACGACUGAUGAAGAAUUUCUGACCUAUAUCAAUAUCGAAUACCUGCCGGAUGCUUCUCCCAUUGAGAUGCUCGCGGUAGGAGCAGCAUACCCCGAAGACCCGAGUCUCGGUUCUCCGUUUGACACUGGGGAUGCGAACCAAUUGACGCCUCAAUUCAAGCGUAUCGCGGCUUUCACCGGAGACUGGCAGUUUGAGUCGCCUCGCAGAUUGGUUCUUGAGACGAUGUCGCGCACACAAGAUGCGUGGGCAUACCUGUAUAGGCGUGGCAAGUCAACACCCUACUUAGGGGCUUACCACUCCUCGGAUCUCUCAGAUUUCUUCCGCGACGGUGAUUACAUAGGAAUGGAUGCAAUAAUCAACUUCGCGACGAACCUCGACCCGAACGCGGCUCCAGGCCUAGCACCUAAUGUCAGCUAUCUUUCUGGAGUCAACUGGGAACAGUGGGCAUCCGAUCCUGUUGCGCCACCACUUCUUACUUUCCAGGAUCCUGCCCCAGCCAUCAACUUCACCACGGACACGUUCCGUGACGGGCCCACGACGCUCCUCGCCACUCUAGCUCUCCAGAUGCCCUGA
This is a messenger RNA of Rhodofomes roseus, 1671 nucleotides long. Its product is annotated as sterol esterase. The record is from RefSeq and is a predicted model, not a curated record. The coding region runs from base 1 to 1671 and encodes 556 amino acids. NCBI's taxonomy places the organism in Eukaryota, Fungi, Basidiomycota, Agaricomycetes, Polyporales, Fomitopsidaceae. The transcript is spliced from 15 exons.